AUGUCAAACAAUAUGACAGACAGACUGAAAUACCAAGAGGACGAGGAUGCUGAGAGUGCUGAGAAACUCAACCCAACAGUGGAACGGACUUUCGAAGAUGCAUUUGAACAAACAGGACACGGCAGACUGAACCACCUGGUGCUGUUCACCAGCGGUCUGAUAAUGCUGAACGUCUCCAUGGAGUCUGUAGGCAUGAGCUAUGCCAUCACAGCAGCAGAGUGCGAGCUGCAACUCACCAGCAAAGACAAAGGGCUGGUUAACGCUGCUGCUUUUAUUGGUAUAAUCAGUACCUCCUUCCUAUGGGGUUACCUGGGAGACAGGAUCGGUCGCCGUGCAGUGAUGUUGCCCGCUAUCCUUUUGUCUGCCGUCUUCUCCAUCAUCUCCUCGUUCGCCACCAACGUCUGGAUGCUCCUGGUCUUCAGAUUCCUCACUGGAUGCUUGAUAUCAGCGUCCAGUGCGACAGUGUACGCGUACCUGGGAGAGAUGCAUGCGAACUCCAAGCGAGCUGCAGCCAUAGCGUGGAGCUCGGCCUUCAUCUCCUUCUCCUUCAUCAUAUUGCCAGGUCUAGCCUGGAUAAUAAUACCAGGAAAAUGGUCAUUCAGCUUCGCUUACAUGGAGAUAGUCCCUUGGCGGGCCUUCGUCUGGUCGUGGUGUGCCCCUGGGUUGGCUGCGGCAGUCAUCCUGCUGUUCCUACCUGAAAGUCCUCGGUACCUCCUCGCUGCUAAGGGCCCUGAUGCUGCCUUGCCAGUCUUGGCUAUGAUGUACGCCUGGAACAAUAAAGGGCAGACCAUGGAAGAUUUUCCUGUGAAGCAGCUGAUCACAGGCAGUGAGGAGGUGAAGGUGGGAGGGUUUGCAGGUGCUGUGAAGAAUGUUGGCCUCAUGUUCAAGGUGCCGCUCUUGCGCUGUGUCUUUAUAUCACACAUCUCCAUGUUUGCAGUGUUCAUGGUAUCGAGUGGUCUUUACGUGUGGGUCCCAGAUAUACUAAACAGUAUUUUGAGAAGUAAUACCAAUAAGAGUAUCACGAUAUGUCAGAUUAUACAUGACAAAUUCGUAAAUGCAAGCCUGCACAGUGAAUCAGCGGCCUGCGAGUCGGAGGUGUCAGUGGCAGUGUUCCCGAUCUCCAUGUCCAUGGGGGCUGUGUUCGCCCUCACAUACCUCGCCAUAGGGUUCCUCAUCAACAAGGUUGGCAAGAAAACGUUAUACAGUGGUAUAAUGUUUAUCUGUGGCAUCGCGACGAUUGGAGCAGCGUUCGUACCCGAGGGUAUAGCGGCGACGGUGCUGCUCAUCAUCAGCCUGUGCUCAGGGUGUGCGGCCUCCAUCCUGGCGGCUAUUGCCGUCGAUGUGUUCCCUACGCAGUUGAGGGCUAUGGCGAUGUGUGUGAUGUACAUGGUGGGCCGGACGGGUGCAGCUGUCGGCUCCAACUUCCUGGGGGCCACUCUAGACCUGCACUGCCACGAGGCCUUCGCUGCUUUCGGAGUCUUUACUGCUGGAUCAACAAUUCUUAUGAUCUUCUGGCCAGAUCCUAGGCAAGUGAGACAACAACUUGAAGAGAAAGGAUUCACAUACUAA
This is a messenger RNA of Spodoptera littoralis (African cotton leafworm), 1569 nucleotides long. The record is from the annotation of a GenBank genome assembly. Lineage: Eukaryota; Metazoa; Arthropoda; Insecta; Lepidoptera; Noctuidae.